CCGCGCACCGUUGGCAAGAGGCUGAACCACGCGCUGCAAUCCUUUUUCCAGGGCGGCUGCGUUCCGCCCCGGCAAUGCCUUCCAGUAAGGCCUACAAUUUGGUGUAUUCCAGUAUGCCAGAGAGCCAGGAUGCGGAUAUCCAAGAAGGAUACUUCCAAGAGGGUGAGGUUGUGGUCUACCACAGUCGCACCCACAGUGGGUAUCUCAGGACAAGGAUUACGAAGAUCCAUGCGGUGGCUGGAGUCGUGCAGGCAAUUGAUUUGACCUGCAAGAAGAGUGCCGACAUGGCCAAGAUCGCGAAGAUCCAUGAAGCGCCCAGUGUCGAGAGGCAGGAGAACGUUCUCGCCGAGCUCCCGUCGCCGCUCUUUGUGGAGAACGCGGAGCGACGGCGCGCCGACACGUACCUGGAGGGCCUCAUCGCCUACGAGGCCGGAGCGGUGGGCAAGGCCUACAGUGAGCCACAGAGCCCGGCGAUGUUUAGCGUGGGAGACAAGGUGUUUUACAACAGCAAAACGCACAGCCAGCAGAUCCUUGCAGUUGUGGAGGGCGUCACGGCUGACGGCCUUUACGACCUGGACGUGAAGAAGUCGGCGCACCCCUUAAACCUGUUGCCUUACGUAGAGUCUCCGAGCCCGGCUCCGGCGUUAGCGACGGCGCCGGCCUUUCCAACGCAGGCGCCGCCACGCCCGGAGGAGCGAACAGCCACCCGGGUGCAGCUGCCAAUCCAGCACGUCCGUGUGAUGGACAGCGCGCCUGUCCGUGUGAUGGAUGGCACACCCACCAACGCGGGAGCCACCCCACUGAGCUGCACGCCCUCGUCCGCCGCGGAAUUUGUGGCAAGCCGGCACACCGGAGAGGGCCGGAUUGUGAGCUGCAAAGUCUCCGCAGCGGUGCCCAUUGGCCCCACGGUGCCCAGCCCCAUCAGGAGCGGGGCGCCGCCCGUGAGCUUCUUCCCCCAGUCGAUGACGCCCAAGGCAAACACCCCCAAGGCCACCUCGGCCGCGGCGGCGGAGAUCGUCUCGAGGCUCUGCGGGGAGCUGCGCUGUGGGCGCUUCGACCCGCAGCUGCCGGAGGUUCGGCAGCAGUUGCUGGCUCAGCUGCAGCUGCGGCCCAACUCGCGGAUCCAGGAAAUGGGUGGAUUCGCUGGGGGGCUGAACCAGGGAAUCUGGAUUGUCACCUCUGGCAACCAGAAGCUGGUGCUGAAGCAAGUGAGGUGCCAGCGCAUUGCCAGCAACAUCCUCACGGAGGCUGAAAACUUCGUGAGGAUCGUGAAGGACCACCCCGAGAUAAGCAGAGAUCCUUUGAUCGCCUUUCCAGUGAAGCUUCUCAGCUGCAUAGGCCCGGAGGGCAAAUUCAGCGACGUGAUUUGCAUGAAGAAGAGCCCCGGAGAGCGGCUCUGUGAGUUCGUGGCCGCCAAAUUCUACGCGAAGCAGAUGGUUCUGCUGCAGCGGGCUCUGCAGCAGGUGGGCCAGGCCUUGGCGCGGUUCCACCAGCGCUAUGAGGAACAGCACGGGGACUUUCAGCCUUCCAACAUCUACUAUCAGGAGAAGACGGGGGUGGUCACCUUCAUCGAUGUGGGCGGCAUGGGGGUGCCGACCAUGGGCAAUGACGUGGAUCACUUUCACCAAUGCAUGCGGGCUAUGACCGUGAGCUACAACGCAAAUCUGUAUGUGGAUUUGCUGAGAGCCUUCGACAAGGGCUAUCAGUCCCCGGCGAGCCCCAAGUUCCAGGGGUCCAUGCGAUGAGCUGUCGGGCCCGCCGCCUUGGAGACUCGCGCGUGUUGCUCCGAGCAGCGCCGCGAGGCACCAGGGCUCGACGCACGGCCAAUGUUCUUCACUUUGUUCGGCUGCGGUCAGAGAUGCGGCCGGACCUUUUCCGCGCGCUGCGUGUCAGCGCGGAAGCAGAAGCGGCCAACUCGUUCGGUUUGAAGGAAUAAGGGACAGCUGGGAUCUUUGA
This is a messenger RNA of Effrenium voratum, 1956 nucleotides long. Lineage: Eukaryota; Dinophyceae; Suessiales; Symbiodiniaceae. The record is from the annotation of a GenBank genome assembly.